UCAUUUCGGUCGGCGCACAGCAAAUCGCUUCCCCGUCGCCUUUAAUGAGAGUGCGGCAGUUCCGGGUCUGAUGAUCCCGCAGUGACUGAGAUCCCGGGACGAUCCGGCGGAUCCACCGGAGCCAGGGUCCGGGAAGCAUCUAACAGGAGAGAACAUGGACCUGGACGUACUUAACAUGUUCUUGAUUGCAGGAGGUACUUUGAUUAUCCCAAUUUUGGCUUUUGUGGUCUCCUUCUUCCUGUGGCCGGCUGCCCUCAUCAAGAUUUAUUACUGGUAUUGGCGCAGGGCUUUGGGAAUGCAGGUGAAGCAUGUCAACUAUGGAAACUACAGAUUCUGUUACACAGUUCGAGGUAGACCGGGGCCCAAACCAUCUAUCCUCAUGUUACAUGGAUUCUCUGCUCAUAAAGACAUGUGGCUGUCCAUAGUCAAGUUCCUUCCUAAAAACUUACACCUGAUUUGUGUGGAUAUGCCCGGGCAUGAGGGAACCACGCGCUCAGCUUUAGAUGACUAUUCAUUCAACGGUCAGGUCAAAAGGGUGCACCAGUUUGUUGAGAGUAUACAUUUGAACAAGAAUCCCUUCCAUCUUGUUGGUACAUCAAUGGGGGGAUGUGUCGCUGGGGUGUAUGCUGCCCAGUACCCCUCUGACAUCUGCAGUUUGUCUCUCAUUUGUCCUGCAGGCUUGCAAUAUCCGACUGAGAGUAAAUUUCUGAAACAUCUGAAAGACUUGGAAGAAUCUGGUGAUGACCAGAAAAUUCCCCUCAUCCCGUCCACGGCAGAAGAGAUGGAGCAGAUGCUGAAACUGUGCUCAUACGUCCGCUUCAAGAUUCCACAGCAGAUGGCUGCCACCGCAGUGCGCACAAAUGACAAUGAGGACAUUCACAAUCAAAUUACAGUUGAAUCAAAAAUGUUGCUCUAA
Messenger RNA from Pseudophryne corroboree (corroboree frog), 916 nucleotides. It is a transcript of the gene ABHD6, whose product is annotated as abhydrolase domain containing 6, acylglycerol lipase. Gene Ontology annotation, molecular function: monoacylglycerol lipase activity. Gene Ontology annotation, biological process: acylglycerol catabolic process. The record is from RefSeq and is a predicted model, not a curated record. NCBI's taxonomy places the organism in Eukaryota, Metazoa, Chordata, Amphibia, Anura, Myobatrachidae. The transcript is spliced from 7 exons. Gene Ontology annotation, cellular component: mitochondrion. Bases 155 to 916 code for a protein of 253 amino acids.